Messenger RNA from Brassicogethes aeneus, 623 nucleotides. Lineage: Eukaryota; Metazoa; Arthropoda; Insecta; Coleoptera; Nitidulidae. The record is from the annotation of a GenBank genome assembly.
CAAAGGAAGAAGAGGAGUGACGUUCAAAGGUUAUGUUAUUGAUUGAGGUUAUGUACCUUGUUGAUUUUCCAUAAAUAAUGGAAAUAACGCCUAUUACAGUGAAUUCCAUACCAUUGGGAGAUAAUACAAAUGAAAUUAAUAAAGAUGAAAACCAAAUACAAGAUAUAGAUAGUGAAAUUAAGGAUCCUGAUGAUUUAAGGAGUGAAACUAGGCUACCUUUAAAUAUGGCACCUGGUGCUGUGAAGCUACGAUCCUGGCUUAACAAACCUCUAAGAAUUAAAAUGACAGACGGUAGGACGCUGUUAGGCGUAUUUUUUUGCACUGAUAGAGACGCCAAUAUAAUAUUAGGCUCUUGUACUGAAUACUUACCAGCUGACGACACCAAAGCUAGUCUUAAUGAUGAACCUAGAAUGUUAGGUUUAGUAAUGAUUCCUGGUCGCCAUAUUGUAAAAGUAGAGCUGGAUGUUAAUGAAAAUUAUUCGGCUUUUAAUAUUGUGAAUGAUCAGGAAGAAUGCUAGGGUUAAUUUUUAUUUAUAUAUUUUUUGGAUUUAUUAGCAUUUAAAACAUAACUACAAAAUGUUAUCAAAAUCAGUUACAUAAAUCACAUUUUUUUUAUUUAAAAC